Molecule: messenger RNA, 2105 nt
Organism: Pieris brassicae (large cabbage white)
Lineage: Eukaryota; Metazoa; Arthropoda; Insecta; Lepidoptera; Pieridae
Product: dipeptidase 1-like
Exons: 12
Coding region: 40-1356 (438 amino acids)
Biological process (GO): proteolysis
Molecular function (GO): metallodipeptidase activity
Source: RefSeq, a predicted model, not a curated record
CAGUUUCCGCGCGCAACCAGUGGGUGAAACACGUUACCCAUGCCUUCCGCCGAACACUACGUUCGUAAGCACGACCCCGGUCAACCACAACGAAGGGUAACGAGAGUCCCCAAAUUAAUAUCAAGAAUGAGGGUGACACGUGGAAAUGAAAGGAGGGCCGUUGCAUGCGUUCUUCUAGCUGUCGUGGCUGUGGUAGCCGCAGCCUCCUACGACCGUGAGAGGCUUGAGAUCGCCAAGCAGAUUUUAGAAGAGGUUCCGCUUACUGAUGGACAUAAUGACCUCCCGUGGAACAUUCGCAAGUUCUUACGAAAUCAGAUCAACGAGUUUGAAUUGGACACUGACCUGACUCAAGUGGAACCUUGGUCUAUCUCCAAGUAUUCUCACACAGACUUGCCUCGCUUGCGGCAGGGGAUGGUUGGGGCACAGUUUUGGUCAGCGUUCGUUCCCUGCAGCUCACAAAAUAAAGACGCCGUUCAGCUGACACUGGAACAAAUUGACGUCAUUAAGCGACUAGUUGAGAAAUAUCCGCAAUACUUUCAAAUGGCCACCUCCGUUACAGACAUCUUGGAAGCUCACAACGCUCGGCCUCGAAAGAUCGCCUCUCUAAUUGGCAUCGAAGGAGGGCACUCCAUCGCUAACUCUCUUGGAAUACUUCGGAGCUACUAUCAACUGGGCGUCCGAUACAUGACUUUGACACAUACUUGUAACACUCCGUGGGCGGAUUCGUCCAACGAACCUGCCGCUGCUAACGGUCUAACAGAAUUCGGAGAGAAAGUGGUUAAAGAGAUGAAUAGACUGGGGAUGUUGGUGGAUCUGUCCCAUGUCGGUGAGAACACAACUCGGGCUGCGAUUCGUCUCUCAAAGGCCCCAGUUAUCUUCAGCCAUUCGUCUGUAUACAGCCUCUGUGCUCACAAAAGAAACGUUCCCGAUGACAUCAUACAAUCAUUGAAAGCAAAUGGUGGAUUGAUCAUGGUGAAUUUCUUUCCCGACUUUGUGAAGUGCUCUCCCAACGCCACUAUAUCAGAUGUAGCUGAACAUUUCCACUACAUUAAAACUAUGAUCGGUGCUGAUUACGUGGGGAUUGGUGGUGACUUUGACGGAGUUAACAGGGUGCCACGUGGCCUGGAAGAUGUGUCCAGAUAUCCUGAACUAUUUGCUGAAUUACUACGCAGUGGACAGUGGACUGUGCAAGAGUUGAAGAACUUGGCCGGCUUAAACAUGAUUCGCGUUAUGCGUCAAGUUGAAAAGGUACGUGAUGACAUGCGAACCAACGGCGUGGAACCAGAGGAACAUCCAGAUUCACCCACCGACAAUGGAAAUUGUACCAGCAACGCUUUCUUCCUGGACUACGUUUAAAACGGCCUAUGUCUAUACUGUAUACACCUUGAUAUUAACACACAUUAUAUGCAUACACACAGUUUCCCUUCAUAUUUUAAAACUUCGUAUUAGCCCGGUAGCAGUGAAGUUACGUUAAUUUUUUGAUUUCUUUUGUUAAAUUACGUUAACGCUAUAAACUAUUACAAAGUUUCGGGUUACAUCCAAUUACUUACGUUGGGUUUUAUUUUAAAUUCACCCUGACAUUGCCAGAGCAAGUUUGACACUCGCGUAGUAUAUUGUUAAAUGUUCAGCGAAUACGUGCACUUCGACAAUUACAGGUUUAAAGGACCAGAAAAUUACAUCAACAAUUAAAGCUGUUGGUGUUUCGCCGUACUUUAUACGAUGCUUUUGAGAUAUAUCAAACUGGUUUUACAAGGCACAAGCUGAUGGCACUACCAUAUCAUAUAAGAUUGCGAUUUUCAAUAACGUGAAUGGUACUCAGUGAACUGAUAAAUUAACUAAAGUUAUAUACAGUAAAUAAAUUUCUUUAAAACUGAUUUUUUUUUUGUAUUUAAAACAGUAAAUAAUGAUACAGCUCUGACCUUGAAUUUAAUAUGAAACUUCCAGAAAAGUUAUAUUACAUUAACUACGAUAUAUUAACAAUUUUAAUUGUAUUGUUGUAAAAAGUAUUUAAUUACUAUCAAUCACGGGACAGAGUAUCCAUCAGAAUUAUAUACAGUACAGCAGGUGAUUAAGAAAUUUUGUAAAAUUAAAUUUAAGAAAUAAAA